GCUCAAAGUGCAAAUGAAGAGAUCGUCAUGGCAGUUGCACGAAAGUUUAUAUUUUCAACCGUCUGAGCUGAGAUCAGGAAAACGGAAGUCUCAGCGUCGAUAAAGUUGGGAUUGUAAGAGAAAUAUUAAAGAGUUGAAGAGAAUUGUGUUCAACAAACUAUUGAAGCGAACCUGGAUUGUAUCCGAAAUCAAGUGGCUUUAAAUUCACUGUCCAGUUGGAAAAGAAUUCAACUAACAAAUCCGAUUUCAAAACCAUGUCUGCUACAGCAAGUACAAAAGAAAGUCGCGAAGAAAUAUAUGAACAAAUUGAACCAAGAUCAAGACGGAAGAAACUAAGAACAUUUUAUGAUAAUUGGGCGCAAAGUUACGACUGGGACAUGCUGGAUAUGGGAUACAGUCUUCACUGUACUGCAUCAAUUCUUCUAAUGGAAAGGUUAUCCACGGCAUAUCAAGAAAAUUGUGUUAUUAUUGAUGUCGGCUGCGGAACAGGUCUUGUCGGAUCAGUUUUACGAAAGAAAGGAUAUUGCGGAAUUCUGCAUGGUGUCGACGAAAAUAAGAACAUGUUGAACGUUGCAAAUAGAAAGAACGCUUAUAACGAUUUAUAUUUACAAUAUAUGUCUCCAACUGAUCCAAUCAGUGUUGAAAUUUUAUAUGAUGCGUUUGUAUGCGUGGCUGCUUUUGGUCUUGAACAUAUUCAUCCGCUUCUGUUACCUCACAUGGUGGAUCACGUUAAGCCUGGCGGUGUUAUGGUGUUUUCUGUAGCCAACCACAUUUUGGGAGCGGAUAGAAGAUUGCUCGAAUCCGAAAUAAACAAACUAGUAGACUCUAAAGUAAUUCGAAAAAUCAGUGCCACUGAUGAAUUUUAUUUUAAAGAUGGCCGAGAAUCCAGAGAUACAGACAAAAUCGCAACUUGUAGACUUUACUGCUACGUAAAAUCUAAACGUAAAAAUGCCAAAACAAAAGCAGGUUCCGACUCCGAAAGUUCUGAAUCACCUAGUUCAGGAGCAGAAUAAACACUGAUUUUUUGAUAUAUGAGUAAACCUGUUCCAAUUUCUGCCUCAAUUCAAAAAAAUAACACAUUUAUGACAUCCAGCAAUGAAACUGUGGAGUUGUGUAUUCUGUUCUGGUUUUUAUUAUCUGGUUGUAGUUUUACACAUAUUUUUACAAACAGAUUCUGAAAUUUUAUGCGCAAAAAUUGAUUUUCGUUUAACGCUGAUCAUAAUAUUGAUAAACUCUAAAAUAUAUUUAAUGAAUAGUUAUAUAUUUAAUUCUUUAUGAUAUAUAUGUUUUAUUUUUUGCACGAAUGGUUCGUCGAUGCAUUACCGUCUGUAUAAUGUAAUAUGUUAUAUUUUCUAGCUGUAUAAAUUGUGAAAAGCAUUGAUAUUCCCUGCUGAGCCUAAUUUUCUAUACCAAGUGGGAAAACAUUAUGUAUAAAUUUUCAGUUUAUUAAUAUGAAUUCCACUGUGCACAAUCUAAUAAUAAAAUACUGAUACUGAAAUAUUGAAUGUUAUUUGUAGAUCAAUUAGAAAUUCUCGCCUCAAUUUACUGUUGCAAAAUUAAUCUAAACGAAAUGCAUUAACAAUAUUGUAUGCUAAUCCUGUCUGACCGAAAACGGACGACUCUAGAUUAUCCAUACGUGAAAUAAAUCCGUGCUUAUAUUUCAGAUAUAUAGCAUUCUUUUACACACUUAUAAAGUUAUUUGCAUGCUGCACGAUGUUUAAAUAAUAAUUACCUCAUUUCUAAAAUAUAUUAUUCAAAUUUUCAAACUAAAUGCAAAUUGUAAUGUACCUAUUAUUGGAAAGGGUCAUUUCGGCAGUUGUCUAAAAGAGUUUUACCUACACAUUUCACCAACCAUUUAGUUGGCAAGAAAAGCGUAAAUUUGGUAAUGCAACACCGUUUCAUUCAGUACGUAAAAUUAAUACGAACAAUUAGACGUUUCUUAUUGACUUGCAGAUGACAAAAUUGUAUACCGGUAAUAUCUUAUUAUAAGACACCGUCGAUCCAAGAUAUCAAACUACUCAGUUAAACACUUUUUGACGGAAAGUUUGCUCGGAUAUGUCCU
Messenger RNA from Styela clava, 2062 nucleotides. RefSeq names its product methyltransferase-like protein 27. Lineage: Eukaryota; Metazoa; Chordata; Ascidiacea; Stolidobranchia; Styelidae. The record is from RefSeq and is a predicted model, not a curated record.